This is a messenger RNA of Alligator mississippiensis (American alligator), 4835 nucleotides long. Its product is annotated as L-threonine ammonia-lyase. NCBI's taxonomy places the organism in Eukaryota, Metazoa, Chordata, Crocodylia, Alligatoridae. The record is from RefSeq and is a predicted model, not a curated record. Gene Ontology annotation, biological process: L-serine catabolic process; L-threonine catabolic process. Gene Ontology annotation, molecular function: threonine deaminase activity; L-serine ammonia-lyase activity. The transcript has 11 exons. The coding region runs from base 148 to 1728 and encodes 526 amino acids.
UUUUUUUGUUUGUGUUGGAGUGCAGCUUACAGCAAGACACCUACUGAGUGUAUUUCCCCCCCUGGGCAUUACAGUGGUGGUACUUUUCAGAGGCAAGUGUGUCCAUUGCCUGGGGUCUCUCUGCCUUAUUUAACAACAGGAAUUGCUAUGAAUUUUGCAGCACAAUUUCUCUACUCCAAGGUUUUAAAGAACAGAACUCCCAGAGAAUGCUCCUCAGAAGAUGAAGACUAUGAUCCUUUCUGGCAAAGUGAUGACAGUAAAGUGAAGAAACAGGAUAUCCCAACCCCUCGUGACAUUCAUCAUUGUAAGGACAGGCCUAUUAGAAAUGGCAACAUCGGGCAGCGACCAUCGUCCAUUAACCCUGAGAGACUGAAAGAUUUUGGGGAAGAGGACUACUUGAAUGGGGAUGUGAAGACUUGGGAAAUGAAGAUUGUGAGCCGGAGUGAGGAAUUACUUGGAGAUGCCCUUGACCCAGUUUCUCACUCAAAGAGCAAGACCUAUAAUAAGCUAAUUCGAUUUGAAGAUAUAAGUGCAGCAGCUUUCAAAAUCCAAUGUGGUGUUCAGAAAACCCCCUGCAUGUAUUCUAGGCUUUCAAAGCAGUAUGGAAUGGACAUCUACUUAAAGAAAGAGUUCCUCCAGUACACAGGAUCUGUAAAGGAACGGGGUGUCCUCUACCUUCUGUCAUCACUACCACAGGAUCAGCAGAGAAAUGGUGUGAUCGUGGCCUCCGACAGUAACUUUUGUAUGGCAGUUGCAUACCAUGCUUCAGAACUCCACAUUCCAGUGUUUGUCAUCAUGUCUACCAGCACCUCUCUAGCCAGAGUGAAAAUGUGCCGUGAUUAUGGUGCCAUGGUUAUUUCCUAUGGCACUACAGCCAAGGAUUCCCAGAUGCAUGCAAGAAGGCUGUCACAAGAGAAUGGCUAUUUGUACCUUGAAGAGGAGGAUAGUGCUAUUUACCUGGCAGGGCUUGGUACCCUGGGUCUGGAGAUUUAUGAGCAGGUACCAAAGCUGGAUGCGGUGAUUUUCCCUGCCGGAGGCCAUUGUGGUUUGCUGGCAGGAUCAGCUGCUGCACUCAAACAUCUGAACCCACACAUUUCUGUGAUUGGUGUUGAAUCUGAGAGUUUCCCUAUACUACAACAGUCAUUAAGGACAGGCCAACCUGUCAAAGACCAGGCCUGCAGCAAUCAUCAGUUUUAUGGAGAUGUGAGUGGGCCUUGCUUUGGCACCAAUUCUUUCCAGUUGACAGGAAAACUUGUAGACAAAGUUGUUACUGUGAGGGAGGAGGACAUUCUCAUUGCCAUACUGAGGCUGCUAGAAUAUGAGCGAGCCACAAUUGAUGCAGAAGGGGCCAUUGGACUUGCGGCUUUAGUUGCAGGGAAGCUGCCAGAAUUAAAGAGUAAAAGAGUGGCAAUUGCUGUAUGCAGUGGCAACCUGGAAUUGCCUUUGAUGCGACAGUGCAUAGAUCGUGCCCUGACCCUGGACAACAGAAUGUGCAAAUUUUCCCUUCUGCUCUCUGACUGCCCAGGGGAUAUUACAAAGUUACUGGAGAUAUUGGCUCGGGAAGACGUGAGGGUGUUGGACAUUAAGCAAGAACAUAUGUUUGUGACAUCUGAUCUCUUCACUAAUGAGGUCACCUGCAUUGGAGAGACUAGAGACAAAAUCCAUACAGUACAACUAAGAAAUGCUCUCUUGGAUCGCUACCCGGAGAUGAAGUGGACAGAACGGUGAUCAACAAAGCACUGUGGAAAGUGCUACCGUCUUUUAACAAGCACUUUAUAGAGAAUUGAAACUUGAGGCAAUAACAAAUAUUACCUUUCAGAACUAAACAGUUAGCAAAUAGCUGCAGGAUUGAUUGAUUGAUUGAUCUAUUUCGGUGCUCAGAAUACAAUGGCUCAAAUCAUUAGAUUAGCUAUGGGAAAGCUUCAUAGUUCCUGCUUGAGUUGGAAUUCAAGAAUAAGUUAUGAAAUGGCUGUUUGGUUUUUCACUGGCAUGUAGACCCCUGUGGUAAGUAGAAAGAAAGAGGGCAUUUUUCUUGAGAUCUUAUUAUAGUUUUCUCAUCCUCCUUCUUUUAAUGCCUUCAGUUUUCAUGUGUGUUGUGUCCUCCUUUGCUGGCAUGCUCGCUUUACAUUUUCCAAGCCAGAAACAGCACCUCAUUUGCUGAGUCUGCCUUUAUAAUUACAUAUCUACAUUUAUGUCAGCACAACAUCUUCACUUUCAGGCAAGGAAAAAUAUGGUUAAUGAAGCACACUAGAUAAAAAAAUACAUCUUGGAAAGGAAAAGCCAAUGUUGAAUUUUUUCCUAUGGGAAGAUUAUAAUGUUUAUAGAAAUAUGGCUUCCAGAAAUGUUGCAAUUAUAAAAAACUUAUUUUAAUGUUAUUAAUCCUCAUGUUUAUCAAACAAAUGUAAAUGUUUUUCUUCCCCACCCUUUGGAAACUCACCAGUACAAGCCACAUAUAAAAUAGAUAUUUCACUUUUAGAGAGGGUCUUCACCUUCACUGAAUUUUGUAAUCAGAAGUCAGGUUAAUCUUAGCUUGCCCAAAACAAAGCAAUGUUAGAAAUAAUAUAUAUGUUCAAAUAUGGCUAGUUAAUAAACAAAGAGAGCUAUAGAAGAAGAGGAAGCAUGAAUCUUAAGAAACUGCUAAUGCAAUUCAGAAGGAGCAUAUUGACUUGAAUGUCCCUGAGAACCAAUAAUUGCACUGUAAGCAGAGACCUAUUAAUAAGUUAACACUAUAGGGUAGGGAAAGACCUUGGCAAAAGCUUGGGCCCAUUGCUGAGUCUUAAGUAGCCCAGUUGCCUGUGUAGUUGGAUGAGAUUCAAUUUUAGGUCAGGUAUAAUGGAUUCAAUAAAAUCACUCUAAUGGCCAGAUUUCAACAGGACUGACCCAAGAUUUGAAUGGGGGUACUUCAAUUAAUUCUGCCUCUGGAUCCUCAAACUGGUGAGUAAGUAGGUAAAACAGAGAUGUGUCUUCAGGUGUGCUAUACCUACUGAAAUGAAUGGGAUUCUUCAGUAGGACUUCAAGUAAUUAGAGCUCCCUAGUGCAGGAUUUGGGUUCCCUUAUUAGGCACCCAUGUAACUGGACUUCAGAUUCAUGUUUCCUAUGACUGUGGAAGAAGAUUGGAUUAAAAGCCUGUAAUGACCUUAAAUAAUUCCAAAUUACUAUUAAAAUAUACAAAAUCCUCCUUUUUUCCCCCCCAAGAGUGAUGCCCUUGCCAACUAGUGUGGUAUUAAUGGGGUGUAAUUCCAUGCACCUCUAAAAACACAGCACAGAACUCAGCCAGGAGAAAGGUCUCUGUUGGCUUUCAACUAUCCGUCUUUACAUUUUUGAGGAGCGCUGACAGCCAGAGGGGGCCCAUUCUCCAGCAGAACCAAUCUGGGGGCCUAUCCUAAGGCUGAGCAGCCUAACAAGGGAUGUUCCAUGGACUGUAGGGCUGCCUGACAUGCUGGUAGUCCUCUCCUAAUAGCACCUCUGGCUGCCUAUUCACAUGCUCGGAGAUGGGGAGGUGGGGGGGCGGGGCAUUUUAAUUACAGUGGUUCGCAGAGAGCUGCUCUAAUUAAAAUGCUGCAGCACUAUGUGUAUUAAGACCCUGCACAUUUAAAAAUGGCUGUGGAAUGCUUUAAAUAAAGCUCAUUCAAUAAAGCGCCCCAUGUCCAUUUUGAAUUAGAGGGGGACUUAAUACAUGUGAUGCUGUGACAAUGCUAGAGCAUUCAAAUUAGAGCGUCGGAGCACGUCUAUAGGCAGCCUGAUUCCGGCCCUCUCAGAGCCUGUGGAGAGCAGUCUCAUAGCUGUCUCUGUAGUGUCUGCAGAGCCUUUUUAGGGAUCCCUUAAAUUACUUGGGCCAUAAGGAAGCCAGAGCAGGAGGAAAGAUCUCACCCAUGGCAUUUAAAGCACGAGAAGUUCAGUGUUUCAUUAUUUUUGUAAGAACCAUAUUUAUGUGCAUAUAAAACUAAAAAUUACUGAAGUACUAAGGAUUAGUGUCCUGCACUUUUUGCUGGCUUUCAGAGGUGAGUACAUAGCAACAAAGGGUUUACAUGCUUGAAUUUAUCUGUCUGUAAAUCACAAGCUGUUAUAUACGACUCCUUUUCACUGGUCAAAAAAAUCUCAAACCAUUUAAGGAGACUUACAUUAUACCAGUUCCUCUCUAUUUGUACACCUGGGACUUCCAUCGCUAGAUGACAAAGACCAGUAGACACUGAAGGACAGAAACUCAAAUAAGGAACAACUCAUUUAAGCUGGCAGAACUCAGUUGCAUGUCUGCUAUGAGCAGGAAGUGUAGUCCUAUGGCCAAUGCUUUUAAUGGCUGCUGUGUGUGACUGAGUUUUUUGGAGCCAGUCUGAGAUAUCCAGUCUGUGUACCACACCGGUGGAAACUGCAGGUGUCCAGGAUCUCUGAAAAACAAGAUGAAGGGUUGUCAGUGGUCAUUAGGCAGCCAAAAACAGAGUGACUGCCUUUGAAAAUGGUUGUACAUUUACUAGACUGCAAGUAUCUGAAAAGUAGUUAAUAUAGGACACAUAUAAUAAAAUCAGUGUGCAUUUAAUGCGUCGUACUCGACAUAAAUAGUCAUUAACAUACAAUAUUUGUUAUAGUUCUUUAUCAGUAGGUUUCCUUAUUUGUUAAAUAUUGUGAUACCAGAGAGGAUAUCUGUUCUGAAGUGUUUUCUUUCACUACUAAGCUGAAAUGGAUAUGAAGGAAAAAGGCAUUCUGAAUACUUAGAUCAAUGAAUGCAACAGAAGAAAAAAGUAAUUAAGUGUCUCUGCAAUCAUAUUUUUGUAUUAUAGACGAUAAUGGGACUAUGCCAAUGCAAUGUCUAAUUUAUAUAUUAAAAAAUUCUCAAUUCA